AUGGCUAAGCUGUCCAGCGCAGAGCCGCAUCCCAAGACCAAUUCGGUCUUUCCUACGGUGCCUGCGCUCCAGCAAGAAGUACCAACAGUAUCUCCGAAGCAGAGCGGCGGACCCCCACCUUCUUCCUCUGGCUGUCCAGAGGACCCCGGCGGACCCCCCCCUUUUCGCCCCCAGCUUCCCGUAGGACCCCGGCGGCUCCCCGCCCCCCGCCUGCAGCUGUCCGGAGGACCCCAACGGACCCCCGCCUUCCGCCUCCAGCUUACCGGAGGACCCCGGCGGCCCCUCGCCCCACACCUCCGGCUGUCCCGAGGACCCCGGCGGACCCACGCCUUCCGCUUCCGGCUGUCCCGAGGACCCCGGUGGACCCCCGCCUUCCGCCUCCAGCUGUCCGGAGGACCCCGGCGGCCCCCCGUCCCCUACCGCCGGCUGUCCCGAGGACCCCGGCGGACCCACGCCUUCCGCUUCCGGCUGUCCCGAGGACCCCGGUGGACCCCCUCCUUCCGCCUCCAGCUGUCCGGAGGACCCCGGCGGCCCCCGCCCCCCUCCUUCGGCUUUCCGGAGGACCCCAGCGGACCCCUGCCUUCCGCCUCCGGCUUUUCGGAGGACCCCGGCAGCCCCUCGCCCGCCUCCUCCGGCUGUCCCGAGGAACCCAGCAGCCCCCCGCCCCUCUCCUCCGGCUGUCUCGAGGACCCCGGCAGAACCCCGCCUUCCGCCUCUGGCUGUCCCGAGGACCCCGGUGGGCCCCGCCUUCCGCCUUCGGCUGUCCGGAGGACCUCAGCAGACCCCCUCCUCCCGCCUCUGGCUGUGCCAAGAACACUGGCGGCCUGUGGCUAA
Messenger RNA from Sphaeramia orbicularis (orbiculate cardinalfish), 834 nucleotides. Its product is annotated as proline-rich proteoglycan 2-like. NCBI's taxonomy places the organism in Eukaryota, Metazoa, Chordata, Actinopteri, Kurtiformes, Apogonidae. The coding region runs from base 1 to 834 and encodes 277 amino acids. The transcript is spliced from 2 exons. The record is from RefSeq and is a predicted model, not a curated record.